UCAACGGACGGCUUCACAAUUAGCUUUCUAAGAUGAGGAUUUUAUUUACUGUGCUUUUGUGUCUUACUUUGGCUGUUUGCAGCCCAAUAGGAACUUAUCGGAAUGACUUUGUCAUAGGUGAACGUCAAGAAGACGAUUAUCUCAUUACUGACAGAGUUAUUAUUAAGCCUCCCUUUAUCAAGCCUAUGAUAAUCACAAUAGGUGUAAGAGCUCCAGACAAUGCGAUACUCACUCAUAUUAAAAUCACAAAUAUCGGAAAUCAACGAACUCGAUUUAUACCGAAAAGACUCAGUCGGACAAAUAUGGUUAUAAUGGUUAUUGGAAGACAUGGAGAAGGAAUGCAUGUACACGUGGAAGGUUUUGCAAAAAGUAUUUUAACAACACCUGCUCCAAGUACAACUAUCAAGACACCUAAUAAUGAAGAUAACAGCGCAUCUAGUAGCGAAGAAAGUAAGAACACAUCUGAAACUUCUGAAAAUAGUGAAGAAAACAAUGGAAGUAACGCACCUGAUGCUGGGGAUAAAAACAACAGUGCACCCAAUGCCGAAGAUGAAAACAAUAGUGCAUCCGAAGCAGGGGAUAGAAGUAACAACUCAGCCGAAGGUGGCAAUAAAGAGAACAACGCACCCAAUGCCGGAGAUGGAAAUAACAACUCAGCCAAGGAUGGCAACGCACCUGAUGAAAACAGUGCACCUGAUGCAGGAGACAAGGAUAGAAAUAAAUCAGUUGAAAGUGAUAAUAGAGGAAACAGUGCAUCCAAUGCUAGAGAUGAAGGAAACAGCGCACCUGAUGCAGGAGAUAAAAAUUCCAAUUCAGCUGAAAGUGGCAAUGAAGGAAACAGUGCACCUAAUGUCGGAGAUGGAAAUAACAACGCAGCCAAUGAUGGCAAUGGAGGAAAUAGCGCACCUGAUGUAGGAAAUGGAAAUAACAACUCGGCCAAAGAUAGCAACAAAGGAAACAACGCACCUGAUGCCAAGGAUGAAAACAACAGCGCACUCGAUGAAGAAAAUAGAAAUAACAACUCAGCCGAAGAUAGCAACAAAGGAAACAACGCACCUGAUGCCAAGGAUGAAAACAACAGCGCACUCGAUGAAGAAAAUAGAAGUAACAAUUCAGUCGAAGAUAGCAACAAAGGAAACAACGAACCUGAUGCCAAGGAUGAAAACAACAGCGCACUCGAUGAAGAGGAUAGAAGUAACAACUCAGCCGAAAAUAGCAACAAAGGAAACAACGCACCUGAUGCCAAAGAUGAAAACAACAGCGCACUCGAUGAAGAGGAUAGAAAUAACAACUCAGCCAAAGAUAGCAAUGGAGGAAAUAGUGCACCCAACGCCGGGGAUGGAAGAAACAAUGCACCUGAUGCUGAGGAUGAAAAUAAUGACUCAACCAAAAAUGGAAAAGAAGAAAACAGUGCACCUGAUACCAAAGAUGGGAACAACGCACCCAAUACUGGGGAUGAGAACAACAGUGCACCCGAUGCAGAAAAUAGAAAUAACAACUCAGCCGAAGAUGGCAAUGGAGGAAAUAGUGCACCCGAUUCCAAAGAUGCAGGAAACAACGCACCUGAUGCUGAGAAUGAAAAUAACUCAGCCAAAGAUGGAAACGGAGGAAAUAACGCACCUGAUACCAAGGAUGGGAACAACAGCGCAGGGGAUAAAAAUAACAAUUCAGCCGAAAGUAACAACGGAGGAAACAAAACAUCUGAUGCCGAGGAUGAGAAUACCAACUCAGCUGAAGAUAGCAACGCAAGAAACAGCGCAUCCAAUGCUGAGGAUAAAGAAAACAUCACAUCCGAUGUCAGGGAUGGAAAUAACAAUCCAAUAGAAGAUGAGGAAAACACCGCACCUGAUGCUACGGAUGAAAAUGACAACUCAGCCAAAAGUGGCGAUGGAGAAAACAGUAAUGGAAACAGCAUACUUGAAGAUGGCGAUGGAAGCAAUGGCGCACCCGAAAGUAGUAAUGGAAACAACACCAUAUCCAAUGAUAACGAUGGAAACAAUGCACCCAUUCAUGGAAAUGAAAACAAUACGCUUAAUAACAAUGGAGACAACAGCACAGCCAAUGAUAAUAAUAGAAACAACAGCGCAACUGAUAAUAGCAACGACGACAACGACAACAAUAAUUCUGACAUGAGAAUAUCAACUCAGCCGAAGAUGACGACGCAAUAAACAGCUCAUUCGAUACUGGAAAUGAAAAUAACAACUUAAUAGAAUGAGGCUGGAAGAAACGCCAUCCGGUUUAUAGUAUUCUGCUACAAACAUCUAAUUUAAAGAAUAUGCAACAGUUAUAAUAUAUAUAUUCAUAUAUAUAUAUAU
Messenger RNA from Trachymyrmex cornetzi, 2315 nucleotides. RefSeq lists its product as uncharacterized. Bases 33 to 2168 code for a protein of 711 amino acids. The transcript is spliced from 3 exons. The record is from RefSeq and is a predicted model, not a curated record. Lineage: Eukaryota; Metazoa; Arthropoda; Insecta; Hymenoptera; Formicidae.